Cuscuta europaea is the source of this 5963-nucleotide messenger RNA. Lineage: Eukaryota; Viridiplantae; Streptophyta; Magnoliopsida; Solanales; Convolvulaceae. The record is from the annotation of a GenBank genome assembly.
GGAUAUAAUUCCCAUUUCAUUUUCUUCACUGCAAGAGUCUGCUCUUCUCCUUCUUCUCUAAUUCAGUGAGCCAUUGAGCUACAAAAGAUAAAGAUUGGUUUUCUUUCUACUACAAUUUUUCGUGAUUUGGCAGCUUUGGUCGGAAAGGUUGAGUUGUGGCGUCAUGGUGGGAUCAUCCUUAGCUGGAUUACAAGAUCAUUUGAAACUGGCUAGAGAAUAUGCUUUCGAAGGCCUAUACGAUACGGCCAUAAUCUUCUUCGACGGCGCUGUUGCUCAAAUCAAUAAGCAUGUUAAUACAAUUGAUGACCCUUUGCUUCGUUCGAAGUGGAUAAAUGUAAAGAAAGCAAUUUCUGAAGAAACAGAGGUGGUGAAACAGCUGGAUGUCGAGAAGAGGUCUUUCAAAGAGGUUCCUGUUGGUAGACGCCCCUUUUCCCCUCCAAUCUCGACUAAGUCAUCAUCAACAUCAUCUUCGUUUGUCUUCCAGCCACUGGAUGAUUUCCCUACUCCACCCUGUGCUCCAAUGGAUGAUCCCGAUGUCUGGAGACCCCCACCAAAUCGAGACACUACAACUAGAAGAGCUUCAAGAGCAGGUCAAUCUGGUAUGAAAAAGUCCCCUCAAGACAGUGCUUGGGCUCGCAGUUCUACCACUCCUACCAGAACCUCUGGCCGAGGGGGGAAGCCUGGUGGUGGUUCUGUUAAGACUAACUCUAUAACUCGAGCAUCAACUACAGGAAAGAAAGGAAAUGCAAAGUCCGCAAAAGUUGAAUCGCCCAAUGGUGACGGAGAAGAUGGGAAGGCUAAAAAAGUGGAAUAUGAGGGCCCUGAUCCAGACUUGGCAGCUAUGCUCGAGAGAGAUGUUUUGGAAACAAGCCCUGGUGUGAGAUGGGAUGAUGUUGCGGGGUUAAGCGAGGCAAAAAGACUUCUAGAGGAGGCUGUGGUUCUCCCACUAUGGAUGCCUGAAUACUUUCAGGGAAUAAGGAGACCAUGGAAAGGCGUUCUUAUGUUCGGUCCACCUGGUACGGGGAAGACUCUUUUAGCAAAAGCUGUUGCAACCGAGUGUGGGACCACAUUUUUCAAUGUUUCUUCCGCCACAUUGGCUUCAAAAUGGCGUGGAGAAAGUGAACGUAUGGUUCGGUGCUUGUUUGACCUCGCUCGUGCGUAUGCUCCCAGCACAAUAUUCAUUGAUGAAAUUGAUUCACUUUGCAAUGCUAGAGGGUUCUCUGUCGGCAAACAAUUUUCGGAAGUGACAAGCUUUGCUUUGCGGCAAAUUCUUCUGUUGAAUUUGGAGUUCCCAAUUUCUUCCUGGUUUGAUAACGGAGGGCAACGAUCGCUUUCGGUUGCAUGCCCUAGAAAAUCGUCUGAGAAGAAAGAUUCAUCGGAAUAGUCAAAGCUAUCCGAGGCAUCAGAGUAAGCCUGAAGAAGUGGAAUUGUGGUUGUUUCUCAAGGGAGGGGGUUGUUGCUUCCCGAUGUAGGCUCUCUGCACUUCAUAAUUAAAAUUGAGUUUGGAAAUGGUUAUAUCCUCAGUAUCAGCCAAAGUCUCAUGCUCCCAAUCCCUGUGUUCCUCCUGCUCUAAUUUAGACAAUCCAACAAAAUUAGAAAAUAAUGUCAAAAACUCAUUGAGCUUUGAAUUGUGUGGGCCCUUGGGGACUAGAAUUGGACUCCACUUAUCUUUAGCAAUCUUCACAUAACAACCUGUACUGUCAAGUACCGAAGAAACCGUGAUAGGCCCGAAUUUUCUACUCUGUCCAAGAAUACGUUUAUCUGAGCAUGAGAGUUGCUGAAUAAAACUAUAGAUCUGUGCUGCGAUCACCAUUUCAAAAUCAAUCCUUUUUAGCGAGGAUUUUCGAAUUUCAAAAAUGACUAUUUCAUUAUUUCUGAUAGCAAAUCUAAAUAUUAAUAUACAAAAGAAUUGUGGGAAUCAUAGCUAAUCUAGGAAAGUGUAUAUUCUAUACUUAAUGACUAAAAUCUACAUUAAUUGAGCAUAUAUACUGCUGUAAAAUAUCUCUAACAGAAUCUCCUUUGAUUGAGCAUUUAUACUACUGUAACAUAUCUCUAAUGCUCCUUCUCAAAUUGGAGCAAAAAUAUUAAUCAUGCCCAACUUGCUAAAAAUAAAAUCUAUAUGUGAUUUACGGAGUGACUUCGUAAAUAUGUCUGAGAGUUGGUGUUUAGUCCUAACAUGCACCGGUAUGAUCAAUGGAGGGUUUGAUUGUGUGCCAACCACACGAUCUCUUAUUAAGUGUCAAUCAACUUCAAUGGGUUUCCUUCAGAACUACCUAAAAAGCUCAUUAUUAUAUACUCUCUCCGUCCCAAUUUGUUUUGCAAAAUUUCCUAUUUUGGCCGUCCUAGAAUGAUUUUACACUUUCUAUUUUAAGUAUGAAAUAUAGAAAAAGUGUCAAUUUUACCCUUACUUUUAUCUUAUCCAUUUUCUAUUCCCACACCUAGUUGUCGAGGAAUUAAUCCACCCAACAUAUCUUAUCAAGUUCCCUGCACCCUAUUUUCUCUCUCCUAUUCUAUUGGUCAUCAGUUCUUCCCGGCUUCUCUCCCUUGUUCUCCGUCUUCUCCCCCAUCAACACCCCUUCUCAGCUUCUCUCCCUGAAAAUUGACUCUUGCAUGUUUCUAGCAGUGGUCCGACGCGAUUCUUAGCAUAUGGCUCGCUCCGGCGGAGGAAAUCCUCACUCCAACCAAUGCCCCGGCAUCAAUUGUUUCAUCGCUAUCUUCGCCGUCCUUUUGAUGUCCGUCAAAUUUGCGUCUUUCCGAAGAUGAUUAUACUAGAGGAGAUCUAGCGGGUCUGUCUGUUCGUUUGCAUUUUGCUAUUAGCUAGUGACCCUGUGACCAUCCGAUCCCACCGGUGGCAGUUAUUUAGCUUGUAGGCAUACAUCCUUUAAGAAUUGCCAAUGUUACCUGCGUGGCUAUCUAUGUACCGUGAAAUAGAGAAAUGUGUAAGGCUGCAUACUUCUGACCCCCUCUUGCCCCACCGUAGAAGAUCAAGUGAUACUCCUUUUAGACGAGUUGAGAAGCGGGGAGAAGAGACGACAAUGAAAGGGAGAGGAAGAUCUAAAUGAAUGUAUAUUAGAGGAAUCAGGAGUGAAUGCUACUUCUUGAGUUAGUUGAAAGUAUGACUUUGGAGAAGAGCGAAGUGGAGGCAAAAUAUUCGUGUGGAAGAUUGAUGUUGUAAAUAGAGAAUGUAGGUUUUAAAGCGGCCAAGAAACAGUCCAAAAAAUAAUUUGCUGGUAACUGAGGAUUUCUUUGCACCAUAGCAGCCUUAAGGGUUUCAAAUUCAUCAAUGAAGGUUUCCAAUGAUCCUGUUUGCUUCAAGUUAUUAAAUAUCUCCACUACUUUAUUGCUCAUAUUAUCAUUAAACCUUGCACUUAGGUCAUAUAUGAAUUGUUUCCACUUCAGUUUUUUCUUAGACCCCACAUAGUUCCCAAACCAGUUUGCAGCUCUCCCUUCUAGAUAUAAUGAAGCCAAAUCAACCUUUUGACAAUCAGGAAUAUUGCAAAGCGUGAAAUACCUUUCGCAUUUUUGUAUCCAUAGCUUCGCAUUUUGUCCUUCAAAUGCAGGAAAUUCCACUUUAGGAUUAAACUUGAAAGCAUAUUGAUUUGUUGAUGGAAGUUUGCCAACAACUCCAUCUGGUUCUUCUUCUGAUGAUGAUUCUUCCAUAUCUUUCAGAUAGUUGCCUUCGCCUGCGUCAUUUUCAUCCACGACCUUCGUCUUCUGUAUUUCUACAACUUUCUUCAUGAUUUUACUCAUCAUAUCCAUCAUUAGCUUGUUUUGAUUCUCCAACUUCUGAUCAAACUCUAGCUGGAGGACUUUCAGAGCUUCUUCCAUGUCUGGUUGAAUUACGAGUUUGAACCAUACUUCACUUUUUCCACCGUGAUGUAUAACCUUCGUUCACACUCAGAUGCAGUAGUAAUGGAUGAAUCGUUGUGUAGAAUUAGGAUCAAUGCUCUGAUACCAAUGUUACAGUCCAGGAAUUCUCAUGGAGAAGAGAAAGGAAUUCGAGAACUGUAUGGAUCGUAAACUGUAGAUUGCAGAGGGAGAGAGAGAGAUAGGAGAUGCAGAAUGAUUUUUUUUAACAGCCUGCUUUACUUUUCAUUCAAUGGCUAUAUAUGCUUUUAGCUAGCUAACAACUUGUCCAACUAACUAAACCGACUUAUUCCAUACAAAAAUACGGUUAACUAAAUUCCCAACUGAAACCAACUAUAUCAAACAGAUUCCUCAUGAUAAUGUUAUUGUGUAUCUGUCUGCUUGUUGGCUGGCUGCAGACUCUCUGGAUAUCAUGUAUUUAUAUUUCGUUGUUCUUCUAUAUCUGGUAGUAUUAAUGAUUAUGACUCCUUCCAAUGUUUUUUUAAUCGAAGAAAUUGUUCACAAAAAGAGAGUUCCUAUUUAAUCAUCUGGAUUAAAUUUUUAGCUUUCCUAAAGAAGUUACAAACACGUUCAAUAUGAUAAGUUUAAUUGAACAAAGAAUAUGUUUAACAAUUUACUUUUUCCUUCUCAAAAAUCAUUUUUGCUUAGAUUUUUUGUCAAACAGAACCGAUCCUUAUUUGAUCAAAAGAAUUAGUAUGUAAUGUAAUUAAAAUGUUACAUUUGAUAAAUUUAAAUGGAGCCAAAGAUUCAUUAUUUUUUGGCUUGAGAUUAUGAUGGAAUAAAGCAAAAUGGCUCACUAAACUGUCUGCGCUUCUUUGUUAUGAAGCAGCAGUCAGUCCAUGCAAUUUUGGACGGGAUUUUCACUAUGGGUCAUCUGGAAACAGUCUCUCUGUGCUUUAGUACAGGGUAAGACUGCGUACAUCCGACCCCCCUACCCCACCGUAGGUGGGAGCCUUUGCGGCACUGGGGUAAAUGAAAAUGAAAAUGAAAUGAAAUUUGAUAAAUUUAAAUAGACCAAUGAAUAAUCAUUAAUCAUUAAUCAUUAUACAUGUGAAAGAUUUCAUGACUUAAAGGGUGAAUCUUGCAAAGAUAAUUUGUUUUACGUUAAACAAGACUAUUUUGGCUAAAGGGGGUAUGAGAUUGCAUCGAUCACCCAAAACCAACCCCUUGUUGUAUUGUCAUAUGGAAAGGACUUCUGCCAUUCGUGUAGUGUUCUGAAAAAACGUAUUUGAGUGGCAUAUUAUAUUAUUAUAUUAUAAUCUAGAAUUAUGAUAACUGUUCAUAGUAUUGCUUUAUCAACAGGGCUUCAGGAGAGCAUGAAUCGUCCAGAAGGGUGAAGUCUGAGCUUCUUGUUCAAGUAGAUGGUGUAACCAAUUCUUCCACCAAUGAGGAUGGAACACGAAAAAUAGUGAUGGUUUUGGCAGCUACAAAUUUCCCAUGGGAUAUAGAUGAGGCUUUGAGGAGGCGCUUAGAAAAGCGUAUAUACAUUCCCCUUCCAAGUUUUGAGAGCCGAAAGGAGCUUAUCCGGAUCAAUUUGAAAACGGUUGAGGUGGCGAGAGAUGUGGAUAUAGAUGAAGUGGCACGUAGAACAGAGGGUUACAGUGGGGAUGACUUGACAAACGUGUGCCGGGAUGCAUCUCUGAAUGGGAUGAGGCGUAAGAUAGCAGGGAAGACAAGGGAUGAGAUCAAGAGCAUGCCCAAGGAUGAGAUCUCCAAGGACCCCAUCGCAAUGUGCGACUUCUUGGAAGCUAUUCAGAAAGUCCAACCCAGUGUUUCUGCAGCUGACAUUGAGAAGCAUGAGAAAUGGUUUUCUGAGUUUGGAUCAGCAUAAUCAUCAUCAGGAUGAAAUUUUUUGUACCCUUGUUCAUGAAUGGUUAUGUUGUUCAGUCAUAUUUUCUAAUUUCUUGUUCAUUCACAUUUUUCUUUAAUUUAUCCUUUUUAGUUCCCCGGAGCUUUGAAGGAAAAAACAAAAAAAAACUUGUGUUUUAUAUGUUGUACUCGUAUGUAUGGUAUUGCAAUUGAAGUGCCUUUCUAUGAAUUAAAUAUUCUUUAGCGUACUAUUUUGGAUAGAAAAAAUUGCUUGUAUACACCGAUUG